GUCCAUCAGUAAAUAUGGCGGAUGCCGAGCUGUCAAGAGCCCUCAGGGAUUUACCGAAUCGUGUGCAAACGUCGAGUAAAAAGGAGAGACAGGAAAUCAUCCAGAAUGUCAUCAGUGUGUUGUCAAACCCAGGACUCAAUGAGAAAAUUGUCAGUGGAAUAUGCAAGGUUGUAUCGAUCACUCUUCAUCGAUAUAAGGACACAGCCUCACAGUCUUAUGUCAGGAAGUUGAUUGUGGAGUUAUUGAAGCAUCAGCCUGAUGCCACUAUCAAGGGGAUGACUGGGGUGAUAAUGGAGCAAGCGAUCUGGCACCAGAAUAUCGUACCAACCUGUAAUACAUCGUUGACAGCGUACCAAGCCCUAAAAUGGUCCGCGCUGACCCUAUCCGCCCUCUCGAAAACGUCUACCUACGCGACUUCCCCUGACCUCCCAAAACUGGUAGAAUCCCAGGCACUCCUCUCAGCUGCCUCAUUAGCCUGUGCCCCUCGCCCUCUCCCUCCAAAAAUAACAACCCUCCUGACCCAUGUCUGGUCCACCCUGACUCGUGCGCAGCUACAAACCUUCACCGAAACCUUAAUAAACCUUCCGCCCUCACCAGGUCAAAUAGUCCUAGCAAGUUUUCUCACGAGCCAUUUAAUAACCUCUGACAACACCUCGCUCGCGGAUACUCUGAAGCCCCCGAUAAUAGCGACGUUAAUAAAAACGACAAUAAGCAGUAAAACGAAACCUGACCCUCAUUUACUAUCAUCCGUUUCGCCCUUUCUAAAACGCUUGACGCCCGACGACUUCAAGUCGCAGAUCCUCCCAGCCCUUCAGAAAGCAAUGCUCCGCAAUCCAGAAAUAAUAAUCGAGUCCGUCGGUCAAAUUCUAUCGCAUCUCUCGUUGGACCUUUCGCCAUACGCCCUGGAUCUCUCGAAGUACCUCUUUGCGAACCUCCAUUCAAAAGAGAAUUCGGUUCGCUCCGAGGCAGUCCGCGCUUGCAAAGAACUCUCUUUGAAAUGCUCGGACCCGAAGAGCCUGGAGUCCCUGCUCUCUUCCCUUUUCGCAAUUUUCCACGGUUCGGAGGGCAAACUGACCCUCGCCGAUCACAAGAUUUCAGUGCUGGAAGGCGCAGGCAACCUAAGCUACAAUUCCGCGAGUGCCAGCGCCGCGGAACACCUUGCCGAAUCCGCCAUGAAGCAUUUCAUCGAAGUUCUGGACACUGAAGUCCAUGAAAAAACCUCAAUUCACGCACUGGAGAUGCUCGGUCUCUGGUGCACGAAAUUCACAGCGGAACCUCCGGGGAUCCUCCUCGAGGCCUUCAAGAAGGGCGUCAAUGCAAAGUCGGUGACGCCUGGAACAAGAACCGCGUAUUUCAAGAUUUUGUUCCAUCUGCCAAUCGUUGGGACAUCUUCGACAAUCACUCCGAUCUUAUCACAAGCGAUUACGCGUGCUGUCCAACAGGCGGCGCAACCGUCCGCCGUCACCGAGGGCCUGAUUGCGUCUCACCUUUUGCUGAAGCUUGUUAUCGCGGGACAAGUGGAGACCGACAAACAGAGCGUCCUCUGGUCGUCGAUCGAUGACCAGAUCUUCUUCUCGGACAAAUACCUGGCGUCUCUCAGCGAUGAGGAGACCGUCUAUCAUCUGAUGCAAUUUUGCAUGCUUCUGAUAACUGAAUAUUCAGAUAAAUUGAACGGAAAAUCAUUGAGCGCCGUUUAUCACGCCGUAAUCAUCUGCCUCGUCUCCCCUAGCUCGACAACGCGCAAGAAGUGUGCGUCAUUGAUGACGAAUCUAUUCAAGAAACUGAGCACCUACGAACCGGCGCUCAAUCUCAUCAAAGAGUUUAACAGGUACGCAAGUCUCGAGAAAGAAUGCAAAGAAGACAAUGCAGCCAAUGAAGCGAAUGGACGUGCUCUCGCCGAUGGUCUUCUUGCUAUCUGCUCCGCAACAUUCCUCUACGAAUCUUCAGCCCUCAAACUCGUUGGAGACGCACUCAUCCCCGCACAUCAUCCAAUUAUUCUAAAAUCCGUACCAAAUCUGUGGACGAAGAUCUGUAAGCAUCAUAAGCUGACACCGGAAGGCUUCUUCAGCAGCUACGGAAAUGAGAUUCAACGGAAUUUCAUCGAUAACUAUGAGCCAACGCCAUCGUACGAGAAUUCUCUAUCCACUAUCGUAAAACAUUCUGAGAAGAUUGUCCCGGCGUUGGUUAAACGAGUAACCAAAGACCUUGACGAUCCAGAAAUCACGAAAGUCACGAAAGACGAGUACUUCACGUACCUCACGCCAGAGGGAGAGCUCUACGACAAGUCCGUACUACCGGGAACCGAUGAGAACGACAUUCUCAACUCCAUGAACAUGAAGCGCGAGUCAAAAGUCUAUUCUUUUAAGGAGCAGCAGGAGGAGCUCCAACUACGUCGCGAGUUAUACGAGAAGCGUAAACGCGAAGGAAAAAUAAAAGAGCAAAAACUUACUCCGAAGCAGGAGGAAGCGAUCAAAGCGCAGGUAGCGCGUGAAAAUGCUAUCAGAAGAAGACUGAAAGAUCUCAACGACAAAAUCACGACGGCAGUGUCAAUGGUGACGGCUGGAGUUGAUGGUAAUUCCUUUGCGAUGUGUCUGCAUUUCCGGGAUCUUUUGCCGAGUAUUCUAAGGAAUUUGGUUAGCCCCCUCGCCGCACCAAUAGUCACUAAACUGUAUCUGGAUCUCAGUCAAACUCUUCAAGUCGAUGAUCAGGGCUUGAUAAAACUGGUCGGACACGUUACCUUAAGACAACUGAACCCCCAGUGUGAUCUGGAUCCGGCGUGGGAGGAGGAGGAUUUGGAGAAGGCCAUCAAAAGAACUCUGAACUGUCUCCACAGCACCACUGUCAAAGAGAAGAAGCUACUGAAUGCCCCCGCUUUUUGUUACGUCUUUUCUUUCAUCUCACGAACACUCACAACCUCGCAUGAUGAGGGAAUUCUCACACAGGGGCUGCAAAUCAUUCAGGAACAUGCUAAGCAACGAGCUGAUUUCGAUGAUGGAAGGGAUCCGAAGCAUCCGCGACUGCUUCCUAGACGACAGAUGCUGGAUCUUCUGAUCGAACUGAUGAGCAACACUUCUGGACGAGUUCAAUUUCACGCUUUCCUCGAUGUCGCUCACUCGGGGAGCGGCGAAGUAGGUGAAAAUGGGAAACAGACGGCUUUAGCUCAGGCCAACGAGAUCGAUUCACUUAUCAGUGCAUUGGAGAAUCCAGCGGCAUCUGUCCGUGAUGCGGCUUUACGAGCCCUCAUGAUCGUCAAGAAGAGUUUUCCCACGGAAAAGACUGAUUAUGAUCAGCUGCUGCGACUUACACGAUGGCUAUGGAUCUCCAAGUUCGAUGUCUGCGAUGAGAACAAAGUCCUUGCGAAUGAUAUUUGGGUGACCGUGGGUUUCUCAUCAUCAAAUGGUGAGAUUCUAUGUGAAGAACUGAUUCAAGACGUUGCGCAUCCAGUUGAGCCUAUCCAGCAAGCAGUGGCUCAUGCCCUAGCGAAUCUUCUGGAGUCAAAUCCUCAUCUCCUUCCGGCUAUUCUGGAUAGCCUAUUGAAGCUGUAUCAGGAGAAGCUAGCGAUGAUUCCACCGAAGUUGAAUGACUUCGGCCGAGUGGUUGAACAACCCGUGGACAUCUGGGGCCCUCGAAGAGGUGUGGCUUUAGCUCUGGCCCAGCUGGCGCCAUUGCUAACUCCAGAAACAAUUAAUCCACUCAUCCAGUUCUUCGUGUCAACGGGGUUGGGAGAUAGAAACUCGUCAGUCCGUCAGGAAAUGCUGACAGCAGCACUGGCAGCUGUGGAUCUUCACGGAAAAGCAAACAUAACCUCACUUCUGCCUGUCUUCGAGGACUUUAUGGAUAAGGCACCGAAAAUCGGAAGUUUUGACUCAAUAAAGCAAUCCGUUGUCAUUCUCAUGGGAUCUCUCGCUCGUCAUCUUGACAAAGAUGAUACCAGGAUCAAGCCUAUCGUGGUGCGUCUCAUUUCAGCCUUGGCCACUCCGUCCCAACAAGUCCAGGAAGCUGUAGCUAACUGUCUUCCACAUCUGGUGCCCUCCAUCAAAGAUGAGGCUCCCAAAAUUGUUGAUAAACUCAUGGAUCAGCUCUUGAAAUCCGAUAAAUACGGAGAACGGAAGGGUGCGGCUUACGGACUUGCGGGCAUCAUCAAGGGAAUGGGAAUUCUUGCUUUAAAACAACUGGACAUCAUGACAACACUGACCAACGCCAUUCAAGAUAAGAAGAACUACAGACACAGAGAGGGCGCUCUAUUUGCAUUUGAAAUGCUGUGCACCAUGUUGGGGAGGCUUUUUGAACCAUACAUCGUUCACGUUCUACCGCAUCUGCUACUCUGCUUCGGUGAUUCAUCCCAAUACGUUCGAGCCGCAACUGACGACACGGCAAGGGUAGUCAUGUCGAAGCUGUCGGCCCACGGAGUGAAGCUGGUGUUACCCUCUCUGCUGGCCGCCCUUGAGGAGGACUCCUGGAGAACAAAGACAGGAUCUGUUGAACUCCUUGGGGCUAUGGCAUACUGCGCACCAAAGCAACUGAGCAGCUGUCUCCCCAGCAUCGUUCCCAAGCUAAUUGAAGUUCUCUCCGACUCUCAUACAAAGGUCCAGGAGGCGGGGGCUGAGGCCCUUAAGGUCAUUGGCUCCGUUAUUAGAAAUCCAGAAAUCCAAGCGAUCGUUCCGGUUCUGCUGAAAGCACUUCAGGAUCCCUCUCGCAAGACUGCCACCUGCUUACAAACUCUUUUGGACACACAGUUUGUCCACUUCAUUGACGCACCAUCACUAGCCUUGAUCAUGCCGGUUGUCCAGCGUGCUUUUAUGGAUAGAUCCACGGAGACAAGAAAAAUGGCGGCGCAGAUCAUCGGUAACAUGUACUCGUUGACAGACCAGAAGGAUCUAACGCCGUAUUUACCGACGAUUAUCCCCGGAUUGAAAAUGAGUCUGUUGGAUCCUGUGCCAGAGGUCAGAAGCGUCUCCGCGAGAGCGUUAGGCGCCAUGGUUCGGGGAAUGGGUGAAUCAAGCUUUGAAGAUCUUCUCCCAUGGUUGAUGCAGACGCUGACAUCGGAGACCAGCUCGGUGGACAGAUCUGGCGCGGCCCAGGGGCUGUCUGAGGUCGUUAGGGGACUCGGUGUAGAGAAGCUGCAUAAGCUUAUGCCUGAGAUCAUCAGCACAGCUGAAAGAACGGAUAUCGCACCUCACGUCAAGGACGGCUACAUCAUGAUGUUCAUCUACAUGCCAAGUGCAUUCACAUCAGAGUUCACACCGUACAUCGGACAGAUAAUUAAUCCUAUCCUGAAGGCAUUGGCAGAUGAGAAUGAAUAUGUUCGGGAAACGGCACUGAGGGCAGGACAAAGAAUCGUCACGCUGUACGCGGAUUCUGCAAUUAUGUUGUUAUUGCCGGAGCUGGAGAAGGGUCUGUUCGACGACAAUUGGAGGAUUCGAUAUUCAUCAGUGCAGCUGUUGGGAGACCUGCUGUACAGGAUCUCUGGUGUAUCCGGAAAAAUGUCAACGGAGACAGCUAGUGAGGACGAUAAUUUCGGGACAGAGCAAUCACAUUUAGCGAUUAUCAAGGCUCUUGGUGCAGAGAGAAGAAAUCGAGUUCUUGCUGGGCUCUACAUGGGACGAUCUGAUGUCGCCCUGAUGGUGAGACAAGCUGCCCUACACGUGUGGAAGGUCGUCGUCACAAACACCCCGAGAACGCUUCGAGAGAUUCUUCCCACGCUGUUUAGUCUUCUGUUGGGUUGCCUCGCCUCGACCAGCUAUGACAAGCGACAGGUGGCAGCAAGGACCCUCGGAGACCUAGUGAGAAAACUUGGGGAGAGAGUGCUACCCGAGAUCAUUCCCAUCCUUGAGCGAGGACUCCAGAGUGAUCAAGCCGAUCAACGCCAGGGCGUCUGCAUCGGCCUCUCCGAAAUUAUGGCAAGCACAAGCAAGGAUAUGGUUCUUACGUUCGUCAACAGCUUGGUGCCGACCGUAAGAAAAGCCCUCUGUGAUCCACUACCUGAAGUCAGACAAGCUGCAGCCAAAACCUUCGACAGUCUUCAUUCCACCGUUGGUGUGCGUGCUCUAGAUGACAUCCUGCCCACUAUGCUGCAACAGUUGAACUCUAAAGACCCAGCGAUCGCGGAAAAUACAUUAGAUGGACUCAGACAAGUCAUGGCAAUUAAAUCGCGAGUUGUUCUGCCAUACCUUGUGCCACAGCUGACAUCACCACCGGUGAAUACAAAGGCUCUUUCUAUUCUCGCUAGUGUGGCUGGCGAGGCUCUCACUCGUUUCCUUCACAAAAUCCUUCCAGCCUUGCUCACAGCCCUCUCCACCUCUCAAGGGACUCCUUCCGAGCUCCAGGAGCUAGAAUAUUGCCAGACCGUGGUGCUCUCCAUCACCGAUGAGGCUGGUGUCCGUACGGUAAUGGAUCAACUGAUGGAAGCCACCAAAUCCGAGGAUGUAUCUCGUCGUCGAGGAGCUGCGACGCUUCUCUGCGCCUUCUGUCGAGACUCCCGCGCUGAUUACUCACAAUAUGUUCCGCAGCUGUUGAGGGGGCUCAUUCAUCUCUUCACGGACGAUGACAAGGAGGUCCUUCAGAAGAGCUGGGAGGCAUUGUCGGCGGUCACGAAGACUCUGGAGUCAGACCAACAGAUUGCCCAUUUAGGGGAUAUUAGACAGGCGGUUCGUUUCGCUGUUUCCGAUCUCAAGGGGCAGGAGCUACUACCAGGAUUCUGUCUGCCGAAGGGUAUCACACCAAUUCUCCCCAUCUUCAGGGAAGCCAUCUUGAACGGUCUGCCGGAAGCGAAGGAAGCGGCAGCCCAAGGACUUGGAGAAGUAAUAAAGCUCACGAGUGCAACUGCCCUUCAACCAUCUGUCGUUCACAUCACAGGACCCCUCAUCCGAAUUCUCGGGGACCGAUUCAACUGGUCCGUCAAGGCUGCUGUUCUCGAGACCCUUGCUAUAUUACUCGGCAAGGUUGGAGUUAUGUUGAAGCAGUUCCUUCCUCAGCUUCAGACAACCUUCCUGAAGGCACUCAAUGACAAUAAUCGACAGGUCAGACUGAAAGCUGCUUUUGCAUUGAGCAAUCUCAUUGUCAUACACACGAGGGUCGAUCCUCUGUUCGCUGAACUCCAUACCGGAAUCAAGAGCACUGAUGAUCCGGGAGUUCGGGAGACCAUGCUGCAGGCGUUAAGAGGAGUGUUGACACCGGCUGGGGAUAAAAUGACGGAGACCAUGAGAAAACAGGUGUUCCUCACGCUUAGUGGAAUGCUCGGUCAUUCAGAGGAUACCACCAGGAGUGCUGUGGCUGGAUGCUAUGGAGCUCUGAUCAGGUGGUUGAGCCCCGAUCAAUUGAAUUCAGCAUUUACUAGCAAUCUCUUGUCAGCCGACGUUAAUUGCGACUGGACAUUGCGACACGGAAGGACAGCGGCCCUUUUCGUUGCCCUCAAAGAAGCUCCCCAGGUAGUCUACACACCCAAGGAGCAGGAGAGGGUGUGCAAAUUGAUUUUAGGAUGUCUGGCUGCUGAUAAGGUUCAGAUCGUGAUGAAUGGCAUUCGCGCCUGCGGCUAUCUCUUUCAGCACCUCAUGAUCGAGGGUGAAACCAUUCCCCAGGGUGUUCUCGGGCCCUUCGUCAGGUGCAUGAAUAACAACAGCAAUGAGGUCAAACAGCUCAUGGCUAGGGUUUGCAUACAUCUCGCAAGAAAUGUUCCCAGUGAUAAAAUGUCGUUGGAACUCAUGAAGGCUAUUUUACCCAUGCUGGUGAAUGGAACGAAGGAAAAAAAUGGUUAUGUCAAGGCUAAUAGUGAAUUAGCCCUCAUCGCGGUACUCAGGCUCAAGCAAGGGGAAGAGGAUCAUCAGCGUUAUAUGGCCCUACUGGACGCAGGUGCGAGAGAAUCAUUGGCAGAUGUUGUGAGCAAAGUCCUCAGAAAAGUUUUAUCCCAACCCGAGGGAAAGAUCGAGGAAUUGGAUGAUACAUUACUCACCUGAGAGA
Molecule: messenger RNA, 7956 nt
Organism: Fopius arisanus
Lineage: Eukaryota; Metazoa; Arthropoda; Insecta; Hymenoptera; Braconidae
Gene: l(3)80Fj
Product: translational activator GCN1
Exons: 6
Coding region: 15-7952 (2645 amino acids)
Biological process (GO): regulation of translation; cellular response to amino acid starvation
Cellular component (GO): cytosol
Molecular function (GO): protein kinase regulator activity; protein binding
Source: RefSeq, a predicted model, not a curated record